Molecule: messenger RNA, 1593 nt
Organism: Pistacia vera
Lineage: Eukaryota; Viridiplantae; Streptophyta; Magnoliopsida; Sapindales; Anacardiaceae
Exons: 4
Coding region: 367-849 (160 amino acids)
Source: RefSeq, a predicted model, not a curated record
UCUACCUUUCAUCAUUUACAUUCCUUCCCCAGUAUACCGUCUUUCUCUCCUCUAUUAUAUGACCUUUGUGUCUGUUUAAACUCAUAUCUAUACCUAAGCAUAACUGGUUUCAGAGUCCUCUUUGUUAGGUUGAGUACUGGUUUUCUAUAUACUACACAAAGUAUGAUAGCUACUAACAAACACAAUAUCCUUUGUUCAUUCUUUAUUGUUUCUUCUGCCUUAAUGAGCAAGACUUAUAAUUGAGAGCUUGAAUACACCUACCUCUUAACCCCACUAUCUUUGCUGAAGAACACCUUAAGUAAAGCUUACACUCCAUAUCAGCUACCAAAAGUUUUUGUAGUCAGGUUUUCUAGUUUUUAGGCAGCGAUGAAGAACUCUCCAAUACACUUGGACUAUGAGACAAGUGAUUAUGGUGUCCACGAGUUUGAUCCACAGAUUGAUUUCUCACAGUUCCUGGAAGAAGCAAAACAACAUGCAAGAGAAAUGAAAUUUAAGGCCUCAUCAACAUGUUUUGAAGAAACUAGGAAGGGAAAAAUAGGAGAAGAGAAAAAGAUCAAAAAAUCAUGGAAGAAUUCUCUGUUUCGAUGGUUAAAAGUGGAGAAAAAGAGCAAACCCUGCACUGAACCUGCAAAUACUUCUCACAUUUCAAAGCCGAGAAAGGGUCAUGUUUCUGGUCCAAUAUAUGGCAGUGGUAGGGGAGAUGACAUGAGGCGUCCAACAUCAGGGCCAAUCACUAGCUUCUUCAAACCCAUCAAGAGAGUGGAGAAUGAGAUACCUUAUAUGUGUCUUGAUCAGCUUAAUGACUCUCAUCAUGUUAAGUCCUAUGGACCUGUUUAUUUGGUUACUUAGUUUAUCUUUUCUCUAAGACAAAACCUUGCAACGGUGGAGUUUCUGCAUUUUGUCAGCAUAGUUUAUGUUGGUUGUUGGAGAAAGCAACUGAUACCUAAAACUGGAUAAUGUUAUACAGUUGGAUUAUCUGAUAGGAAAAGACUUGAAACUGAAGUUGUCUUUGUUUAAAGUUUCUUAAACUAUUGCAAGUAGUUCUUAAUUCCUUGCUUCUCUAGUGCAUUUUUCUUUUUCAAUUUUCCAAGAAUUGUUCCACAAUUUUUGAAUGAUCUCAGAUGUUUAAUCCCCAUGUCAUGGAGAAAUUUCUUUUUGUUUAUUCUUAUUAACUUGAGAAAACCAGUCAUGGAAACUGCUUCUUAACCUGCUAAUAUAUUUAGCCUGGACUGUCAAAGCCGUAUCUCACAAUAGCUAGUCAAAAAAGAAACAGGAGAAAAGGUAGACAGGAAAAAGAAUGAAGAAUAAAAUCAGAAGGAAUGUUUCUUGCUUCAGUUUUAGGAAGCAUUAACUUACAUAAUGAAGACUCCUUAUGUUUGCCCUUGCAGCUUGAUUUGCAUAAAGAGAAACCAAAGUAUUGUGAAGGAAGUUAAGACUUGCUUUCACAAAGCCGUAUACCAAUUACUUUUACUAUCUUCAAGUCUACAAGAUUUUAACCUCAGGUUAUGAAGUUUCAUGGAAAUAUAACUCAAGAGAUGAGUUCAUGCCUGUCCAAACACCAUAGUUAUAGAUGGUAUAUGUCUAUACAUAGUG